Messenger RNA from Pangasianodon hypophthalmus (striped catfish), 1689 nucleotides. RefSeq names its product Unc4.1 homeobox (C. elegans) (gene uncx4.1). The record is from RefSeq and is a predicted model, not a curated record. Lineage: Eukaryota; Metazoa; Chordata; Actinopteri; Siluriformes; Pangasiidae. Gene Ontology annotation, biological process: regulation of DNA-templated transcription. Gene Ontology annotation, molecular function: sequence-specific double-stranded DNA binding; DNA-binding transcription factor activity, RNA polymerase II-specific. The transcript is spliced from 3 exons. Bases 218 to 1390 code for a protein of 390 amino acids.
CCCAAGCCGCUUCUCCACUCCCACUUCAUUUUUUUUUUCUAUUCAAGAGGAAGAAGGUGAAGCAUGCGCGCGCUCAGCCGUCCGCCGUGUCCGCGCGCUCGCUAACGGAGACUCGGGAGCUCGUGCAGCGUUCAGCGUCUCUCCGAACAGGAACUUCCCCCGUCUCUCUCUCUCUCUCUCUCUCUCUCUCUCUCUCUCUCUCUCUUCAGGAGAUGAGAUGAUGGACAGUAGGAUGCUCGAGCACCCGCGCGCGCAGUACGGCAUGGCCGGUGUCGGUUUCCCGUACCACCUCAGCCACCACCACCGCCAUGUCUACGACAUCACCGGACACCAGAUGCAGACUGUUGCUCCCUUUUCCAUAGACGGAUUAUUAAACGGCUCCUGCUCGGCCUCCGUAGUCAGCUCGAGUCCUCUGCUCGCGACCGGCUGCGCCGUUAAUGCGGACAGUCACGCGUUCAAACUCACCGACUCUGGAGAUCUGGAUAAAGAGAGUCCCGGCUGUAAACGGAGACGAACCCGGACAAACUUCACCGGCUGGCAGCUUGAAGAGCUGGAGAAAGCGUUUACCGAGAGCCAUUACCCGGACGUGUUCAUGCGCGAGGCGCUCGCGCUCCGCCUGGACCUGGUCGAGUCACGUGUGCAGGUCUGGUUUCAAAAUCGGAGAGCCAAAUGGAGGAAGAAGGAGAACACGAAGAAGGGUCCCGGUCGACCGGCGCACAACUCUCACCCGACCACGUGCAGCGGCGAGCCCAUGGACCCGGAAGAGAUCGCGCGUCGCGAGCUACAGCGCCUCGAGAAGAAGAAACGCAAACAAGAGCGGAAGUUGCUGAAAUCCCAGAACAAGUUCUUGUCUUCUGAGCUGCUCCACACGCCCGGAUCGGACAGCGACGUGUCCCAGAGCACCGACAACGAAUCUGCACAGCGCAGCGUCCCCACGUCCAGCGCGCAUGCGCGUCAAUCCGACCCCGACCCCGACCCCGACGCCGACGCCGACACACACACCCGGAACCUGGCCCUGUGUCCCAGCGCUGAUUUCACACGACCCUCCUCCUUACACAAGCUCAACCCCUUCAGCGUGGAGAGCUUGCUCGCUGACUCCAGUCCCAAACGGAAGCCGGCGCCAUUUUCUUCCGAUUUUCCUCCAGCACCUGUCGUCGGUAAAGGUCACUUCCUGCUGUACCCCAUCACGCAGCCUCUGGGUUUUAUUGUCCCGCAGAAAAACACUGACUCCACACACACUCUGACUGCAGACAACACACACUGCACCGAGGCUAAAAGACCAAAAAGUGAGCAGCUUUCACCUGCAGCGCAUCACACACACAGCGCACCCUGCGAGCAGGAGGAGCAAUCGCAGGCAGGAGGAGAGAGAGAAGAAGAAGUGAAAGUGUAAGAAGCUCUUCCUCACAAGAGCUUUCUGCAUUCUCCAUUUUUAUAGCCGAACACACACUCUGAACUCCUUUUUAAACAAAAUCCUCAACACGGAUAUCCUUCAUUCAUUCAGAUGGAUGGAUUAUUAUUAUUAUUAUUAUUCAUAUUAAUAUUAUUAUUAUUUGUUUUUGUUAUUAGCAUUGGAUAAAACAUGAGCUUCACGCCUUUCCAGAACAACAUGGAAUCCUCAGAAAUGAUAAAUUAUCAAAUAUAUUUAUAUAUGUAACAUUUUUCAUAAAUAAUAAAAACGAAUUCUGAAAA